Suillus bovinus is the source of this 1341-nucleotide messenger RNA. Its product is annotated as Six-hairpin glycosidase-like protein. The coding region runs from base 1 to 1341 and encodes 446 amino acids. Gene Ontology annotation, biological process: carbohydrate metabolic process. The transcript is spliced from 5 exons. The record is from RefSeq and is a predicted model, not a curated record. NCBI's taxonomy places the organism in Eukaryota, Fungi, Basidiomycota, Agaricomycetes, Boletales, Suillaceae.
AUGCUUUUUGUAGCAGGCCUCUUACUGGGGUUGUACAAUGAAGUAGUAAGUGCACAGAACUUUACAAGUGCACAGACAUCCAUUAUCAGUGAGCGACUGGCCCAGGGUGCAGUGCACAGUUGGGAGUAUGGAACACGCAUCGAGGCUCUGCUAGAACUCAAUGCGCCGACAUACUCCGUCAUGUCUUUCAACGCCAUUCCGCCUCCCCAUAGCAUUCCAUCCAAUAUAUCAAGUGCGCUAGGAGAAGUGUUCACGAUUGCGCACAACAUCGUCGCCGCCCGAAGCUUGUCCAAUAUUACUGGCCCCCAGCCCCUGAUCGCUGACACGAGCGCAGGAGAUCCAGCAAGCAUUGGAGUUGCCGUGUUACUUGCUAACUGGACGGGACAAGGGGCACUAGAUAGCCUAAACUACGCAGGGGCGGCGCAGGACCAACUUGACUUCCUGUUUCAAAACGUAUCCAGGACUACAGAUGGUGCCCUUUCUCAUAAAGUGGACCAAUUGCAACUUUGGAGUGAUUCUGUGUACAUGGUUCCUCCGUUUUUGGCGUAUUAUGGUGUCCUGACGCAAAAUCAGACCAUUUUGGGUGAGGCAUACACACAGAUUUGCUUGUACCGAAAGUAUCUUCGAGAUACGGCGGCCGGCAAUCUAUGGAAGCAUAUACAGCUUGGUCAGACAGGAGAUGAUGAUGGGCACUGGUCGACAGGUAAUGCAUGGGCGGCGGCAGGCAUGUUACGGGUCCUGGGGACUAUUCAACAUUCCCCGUACGAGAAUUCGCUCAAGAGUCAGCAGGACAACCUUGCCCAUUGGGUGUACGAGAUCCACAGAGCAAUGUUUUCCCACAUUAACUCCAACGGAUUGUUCUAUAAUUACGCUGAUAACAACUCCACGUUUUAUGAUGCCUCAUCGACUGCGUUACUGGCCAGCACGGUCUAUCGGUUGUCUCUCCUUGGCAAUAUCCACACAUACAUCCCACUCGCUGAACAGGUCCGCAAAGCGCUCUUAGCUUCUGCUGGCACUAUUGUUUCUAUAACCACUACCUCGACAACACCAGCGUCAAGUGCAACAUCCACCGCACUUUCCGGAACGGCUACAACCACGUCUGGCCUGCUCCACUUCACCCCGGAAGGAUGGCUCACACCUGUAGUGAAUCCCUACUCUUAUGGCGCACAAGGCUCCGACAGUCCAGAGGGACAAGCGUUUAUACUUGAGCUGCAGGCUGCAUGGCGUGACUGGGUAGCAGACGGGGCACAGGGUGCAAAUGACGCCCGCGAAGCUCGGCCUCGUGUCUUAAUGAUAGGGGUUAUAACGGUCUUGCACUGCUUAGUGAUCGUCAUAGGCUAG